AUGUUUUUUUUUUGCCGUCAGUUCGUCAAUUGCAAUUUCUCCCUCUUCGCAAUUGCGAAUCUCGACUCCGCCUCAGCAGUCGGCGACUCGACGCUUCGACGCUUCGUUCUGUCGUCCUAUGUUCGCCGGUCCACCGCCCACCAGUCCGACACCCGCCGGUCCGUCGCCCACUGCUCCGCCCGGCGGGUGUUGAAUGUUGAUUCCGUCGUCUGCCGGUCCAUCGUGGCGCCGCCGACCAGUCUGCCGGCCGCCCGCGGCCCUGCCGCCCCGGCCCGCCUGUCCGCCGCGACGUCGCCUAUCCACUGCAGCAGGUCAACAGCUGACUCUGUGCAUUUUGUCCGGGAUCAGAAGGUUAUUAUUUGGCUCUUCCAGCAAGUACAAAUUAUGGAGAGGUUUUUUAAACCUAAACGUUUUCGUGAGGGUUCUUCCAAUGAUCCUAAUAUUAAUGAAGUUGUGGAAAUUCAAUCUCAUGUGGAAUUAGAUUUAAAUGAUAUUGUUAGUGAUCCUGGAUUACGAAAAUCAAUUGAAGAGUUUGAUAUUUCUAUUCGAGAUCAAGUCCGAAGAGAGUACUUGACUAGGGGGCCCUGCAAACCAAUUGGGCAUAUGUAUCCAAAAAGAUCUUUUGGAGGUCGAUAUAAAGAGGAUGCCUUUGUAAAAAAUGGAUUUAUUAAUCGGAAAAAUGCUUUAGAAAGAUUUAAUUUGCAUAAUGGUGCCGUAGAUAGUUGUCACAAUCAUGCUAGAGUACAGGUUGAAUCUUUUCAAGAUCAAAGACAUAGUGUUUCAAAUAUAUUACGAGCACAUGGGCGAGAUAUAGAGGUUUCUUAUCGCAUCCGUUUAACAGCAAUGUUGGAUGUUACGCGAUUUCUUUUAAAGCAAGGACUGUCUUUCCGUGGACAUGAUGAGUCAAGUAAUUCUUUAAAUAGAGGAAACUUUCUUGACGGAAACAAUCAAAUGAUUUCUCCAGCAAUUCAAAAAGACCUUACGCGUGCUUGUGCCUCUGAGAUCACACUUUCCAUAAUCGAAGAUAUUGGAAACAAUGUUUUCUCCUUAAUGGUUGAUGAAUCUCGAGACAUUUCAGUGAAGGAGCAAAUGAGAGUUGUUUUGAGAUAUGUGAACAAAAGAGGACAGGUGAUUGAACGAUUCCUUGCAAUUGUACAUGUAUCUGACACUAGCUCUCGUUCUUUGAAGGAUGCUAUCGAUGCUUUAUUUGCGAAACAUGGAUUAUCAUUAUCUAGACUGAGAGGUCAAGGAUAUGAUGGAGCUUCAAAUAUGCGGGGUGAAUUCAAUGGAUUGAAAUCUCUCAUUUUACAAGAAAAUCCAUAUGCAAGUUAUAUUCAUUGUUUUUCUCACCAAUUGCAGUUAGUUAUUAUUGCUGUUGCCAAGAGUAAUCUCAACGCGAGUGAUUUUUUUAACUAUGUCACUAUGAUUGUUAACACAACGGGAGCAUCAUGUAAAAGGAGAGAUCAACUUAGGCAAAUUGAACAUGAUAGGAUUGUUGUAAUGUUGGAGGGUGGAGACAUUAGUACAGGCAGUGGCAAAAAUCAAGAAACUAAUUUAGUAAGGCCAGGAGACACUCGUUGGGGAUCACACUACUUGAGAUUGGGUCGUCUAUUAUCUAUGUGGCCUUCAGUGAUUCAAGUGUUGGAGAAUAUUUGUGAUGAUUCUAGUUCUUUUGAUAGUAGAGGGGUUGCCAAAAGUUUGAUUCAGAAAAUGGAGAAUUAUGAGUUUGUUUUCAUGUUGCACUUGAUGAAGAUGAUAUUGGGAAUGACAAAUGAGUUGUCACUUGUGUUACAACAAAAGGAUCAAAAUAUUGUCCAAGCCAUAAGUUUGAUUGAGAGUGUGAAAGAUCAAUUUCAAAUAUUUAGGGAAGACGGAUGGCAUACAAUUAUAGAUAAAGUCAACACAUUUUGUGAGUUGAAUGAGAUCCCAGUGCCGGAGAUGAAAGACAAUUGUAUGAUUGGUGGUCGUAGUAGACGUAGAAGGCAAGUCAUCACCAAUUUGCAUUAUUAUCGUGUGGAGAUUUUCUAUCAGGUUGUUGAUUCAGUUAUACAAGAGAUGAAUACUCAUUUUUCAGAAGUUGGCACAGAAUUGCUUAGUUGUAUAGCAUGUCUUCAUCCAAGGAAUUCUUUUUCUGAAUUCAAUGUUCAGAAACUCGUUCGACUUUGUGAUUUAUAUCCUGAGGACUUCUCAACAAAUGAUUGUAUAGUUAUUGAACAACAACUUCAGAAUUUCAUUCAUAAUAUACGACAGGAUCCAAAUUUUUUUGGAAUUGAAGAUUUGGGAAGUUUUGCUCAGAAAAUUGUUGAAACUCAAAAAAAUCAAGCUUAUCCAUUGGUUUAUCGUCUGAUUGAGAUGACAUUAGUUUUACCAGUUGCGACCGCUUCUGUUGAAAGAGUAUUUUCUGCGAUGAAGACGAUAAAGACUGAUUUACGUAACAGAAUGGGAGACGAGUGGAUGAAUUGUCUAGUCGUAUACAUCGAGAAAGAUAUCUUUUCAACAAUUGAAAAUGAGCAAAUAUUGCAGCGUUUUCAAAAGAUGAAAAGCCGCAGGAUGCAGUUACCUCCUCUUUCUUAUCCAACGAUCACCUAA
Molecule: messenger RNA, 2589 nt
Organism: Zingiber officinale
Lineage: Eukaryota; Viridiplantae; Streptophyta; Magnoliopsida; Zingiberales; Zingiberaceae
Product: zinc finger MYM-type protein 1-like
Exons: 7
Coding region: 1-2589 (862 amino acids)
Molecular function (GO): protein dimerization activity
Source: RefSeq, a predicted model, not a curated record